This is a messenger RNA of Malania oleifera, 2573 nucleotides long. RefSeq lists its product as uncharacterized. Gene Ontology annotation, biological process: chromatin remodeling. The coding region runs from base 503 to 2290 and encodes 595 amino acids. NCBI's taxonomy places the organism in Eukaryota, Viridiplantae, Streptophyta, Magnoliopsida, Santalales, Ximeniaceae. Gene Ontology annotation, cellular component: Ino80 complex. The record is from RefSeq and is a predicted model, not a curated record. The transcript has 7 exons.
AUAAUUUCUGCUGCAUUUUUUCGGUUUCCCCCUUCACACGUGACUACUGUUUUCACGCUUCCAUGUAAUCCCCGUGGCGGGGGUCUUGGCACGUGGGAGUUGUUCUCUCCUGCAGCGGAGAAUGGCGGAGGAGGCUAACGUACGCGGCGGCGCAUAGCUUCUUAACCUACGCACGCAUCCGCAGCCCACCGAAGAGCCGAGAGAGAGAGAGAGAGAGAGAGAGAGAGAGAGAGAGGGAGAGAGAGAGAGUGAGAGAGAGGCGGAAUUGUGGUGACCACAGCAAAGAGAAAUGUAGGGUACAAUAUGGAGAAGCAGAGGGCCAGAAGCCUCCGCUUUUCCUUUAUCUCUAACCCUAACCCUAAUUCUUAUCUACAUCUCUUCCUUCAACUCCACCUUUCUCUCGCUCACUCUCUCCCUCGCUUCACGGUGAUCUAGGAUUUCGAAGCUUUGAUCAGGUCCUACAAAGCAGCUCUAGGCUCGCAAUUCAAUUUUGUCUUCAGGUAUGAAAGGCUUUGGUGGUUUUGGAUUCAGUAGUAUAAGCAACAAUGUCAAGAAGAAGAGGACAUCCCGACGUCCUCGGAGUGAUUCACAGCACUUUUCAGAUAACCGUGAUGUUUCCUCAUUGUCUUCCACUCCGCCUUCAGACAAUGUAAGCAAAGUAUCCAGUGACGAGAAUACAGGUUAUGGUACUUGGAAGAAAGAGCUUAAUAUAAAUCAGUGCAUUUCAAGAGCUUCCCCUUCAAAUUUUUCUGAAGCUGAAAUUAACCAUAAUUUUAUCACGAAUGGGGAUGGAGGUUAUGCAGAAUCCAAUGAAGCUUGCAUACAUGGGUCUUUACAGGGUGGUAGGUGCAGCGAAGGUGUCCUUGCUCCAGCAAAUUGGAAACAGUCCACGAAUAGGGAAGUCCAGGCAGGUGGAAGGAUUUGUAGCACUUCUAACUCUGGUCAGUCAGCUGUUGCUUCAGAUGGAUCAGGAAAUGAAAACAAACUUAAAAAAGUAAAGCUUAAGGUGGGUGGUGUGACGCGAACAAUUCAUGCCCAGUCUGCAUCAGAUGGUACUUCUGUGGUUGGAUCUUCUUCCACAAAGUCUUCUUGCUCUAUGGAUGUCCUUCAGCCAGGGGAUAAGUUGAUCCUUCAGGACAAUGUGGAUUAUAAUUACUCCCCUUCUUUAGAUAAGAGAAGUGGCUUGCGAGGAGUCCCAUGGAAGGAUUUCCCUGGAUGUGGUUUUACUGUUGGGAAAUCAGAUCCUUUUAGGGGCAGGAAAUCUGAAGAAAGUUUUUCUAUGAAGCAAGGGGACAAGUACGAAGCAAUUCGAAAGAGCAAACGUGUUCCUAAGAGGCGCAUAUUAGAAGGAGCAUUUGAUGAUGGAGAUGAUGAUGAGGAGAUUCGGUACCUGGAAAAGCUCAGAAAUUCUAAGGUUUCUGUUGAUUAUGGUGUUGAAGAUGAAGAUGAUGAGGAAGAAGGGAGCAAGAAGCAACGAAAGAUAUCAAGGGUAUUGAAGAGGAAUGUUGAUGGCCUGUACAAUAUAGAUGUGGGAAAUUGUGGCUCAUCAAAAUCAGCCAAAGAGGGUAAGAAGUCCAGGCAAGGGAGGGCAUUUGAAGAUACUGAUUAUGUGGAAGAGGAGGAGCCCAUUUCAGAUGGAGAGCUUGAAAUUAAGAGAAAGAAACCUAGAAAGGAGUUUAUUGAUUCCUUGGGAGAUUCUAAAAAGGAAAUGGCAAUCACUACGCGUCAACGUGCCCUUCAGACUGGCAAAGAUAUCUCAACUGGUUUGGGUGCAAGUUUAAUAGAGUUCCCAAAUGGGUUGCCCCCUGCCCCACCUAGAAAGCAAAAGGAGAAACUUUCUGAACUGGAGCAGCAACUGAAGAAAGCUGAGGCUGCUCAGAGACGUAGGAUGCAAGUCGAGAAGGCAGCUAGGGAAUCUGAGGCUGAGGCAAUUAGAAAAAUACUUGGGCAAGAUUCCAGUAGGAAGAAGCGGGAGGAUAAGAUUAAGAAGCGACAAGAGGAAUUGGCACAGGAAAGGGCUGCCAGUGCUAUGAAGCUUUCGUCAAACACCGUGAGAUGGACAUUGGGUCCCACUGGAACAGUUGUAACAUUUCCAAACGAGAUGGGCUUGCCCAGUAUCUUUGACUCAAAAUCUUGCAGUUACCCUCCUCCCCGCGAGAAAUGUGCUGGCCCAUCAUGUAUGAACCCAUACAAGUACCGGGAUUCAAAGUCGAAACUCCCCCUGUGCAGUCUCCAGUGUUACAAGGCAAUACAUGAGAAGAUGCAGUCUGUAACUACUUCUGCCUGCUGAUCUUGAGCUGGUAAUCGUGCUCCAUUUUUGUCGUUAUAUUUUGGAAUGAGAGGAUUAAACAGUUGAAUCUAUGCUGCUCUGUGAAUUCGAGGUCUUAAAUCUGAAUCCAGCUCAAAUAUCUGUAAAUAUUUUGUAGUGUGCCUAACUCCAACAUGGUCGGGAUCAGGCACAGAAAAAUAAAAAAAGUCCCACCUUUUUAUUUUCCCCGGUAUUUCUGCGUGGUGUACAUUUGAAACUUGCUAAAAGAACUGCAAAUAGUUAUAUUAGAAAAAUUUUAUGAUUC